UAUAGUUAUUAAAUUAUGAAUUAUGAGCUGUUUAUUUAUCUUUCAUAUAAAAUAUAUAUUGCAACAAACAUACAAAUGAUAAAAAUAAUGGAAAACGCAUAUGUAAUUUAUAUAUUAAUGAUUUUCGGAAGUUUAUUUUCUAUGUCUAUUCAAUUGGAUUAUGAAAAAUAUGAUUUGUCGGCUGAUAAUAUGGAUAAAGCAAUACGUAGAUUCACCACUUGCUUAUCUGACAAAGGUUUUAUUCAUUUUGUCGAAAAUAAAACAACAGGGUUUGGAAUGGAUCAACAAUUUAGAUCAAAUCUAACUGUUAUUAGAGUAAAGUUAGUUCUAAAUUUUGAAGAAAAAGAUAAAUUAAUAAAUGAAAUUAAUGAUUACAUUUGCAAUCAGCUUCACCCAAUUACUGAACUGCUAGUAUAUGACAAUUUGGAUGGAUGCAAAAAUGUAAUAAAUAAAUGUGGUGAAAUAUUUUGUGAAUACUUAUUUAAACCAAAAAAACCUCAAUCAAAUUUUGAAAAAAGAUUAAUCUCAUAUAAAAAUGCAAUUUUAAAAUUUUCAAAAAACACAAGCUUCAAACGUCUUUUAGGAAACUCUGAUAAGAAAAAAGAGCAGACUUAAAUGGUGCACAAUACAGAUUCUGAAUAGUUUCAGAAUAAUUUACAACAAAACUCUCUAUACAAAUGUUAAAUAAUCAUAAAUUAUAUUUUAUUUGUAUCAAUUAUGACUUUUAUGUACGGGUUUCAAAUGUUAAGACUUUUUUCUUAUACUUCCGAUAAUGCAAUUAAUUUGUUACCUACGUAGAUUAAGUUUCUUAUUUUUUAGAAUUUAAUAUAAUGCUUAAAACCUAAGUGUAACUAUUGAUAAUUCCUUAAUUUUUGCUAUAUUUUUUAUAAUUAUAAAAGAUAUGUCGUAAUAUACUCGUCACUAUCACAAUAUGAAAUAACAGUGGGCUACUUUGUUUGUAUCCACAAUUGUUGUAAUAAUAGUAUUAAUAUGACAAAAGUUAUGUUAUCAUCCUAUUACUCAAAUUAUUGUAUAUUAAAGGAAAAUAUUGUAAACUUUGAUCACAAUUAAACUAUAUGUAAAUAAAAAUAUCUGGAAACACUGAA
Messenger RNA from Daktulosphaira vitifoliae (grape phylloxera), 1106 nucleotides. RefSeq lists its product as uncharacterized. The coding region runs from base 16 to 615 and encodes 199 amino acids. The transcript has 5 exons. Lineage: Eukaryota; Metazoa; Arthropoda; Insecta; Hemiptera; Phylloxeridae. The record is from RefSeq and is a predicted model, not a curated record.